ACUCACUCCUCCUCACUAGCUCCCUCCCUCUCUCUCAAUCAUUUAUACUACACUAAUUAACCAAGGUCAUAUAUAGCUAGGUUAAUCAAACUUUAAAAAAUAAUCAAGCAAAUAUAUCUAUAUUCUAUAUACUCCAAUUUUAAUUUUGUAUUGAUCAUUCAUGGGAGACAUGGUGAGCCCGGUGGUACACCGUCACGCCGCCGGCGGCGGCAGCGGCGGCGACGACGACGACCAGGCUUGCAUGUACGCGCUGGAGCUCCUGGGAGGGUCGGUCGUCUCCAUGACACUCAAGGCGGCGAUCGAGCUCGGCCUCGUCGACGAGCUCCUCGCCGCCGCCGGCGCCGCCGUGACCGCGGAGGAGCUAGCUGCGCGGCUCCGGCUCCCUGCUGCGGUCGCCGCCGCGGCGGCGGUGGACCGCAUGCUGCGGCUCCUCGCCUCGUACGGCGUCGUCAGGUGCGCGACGGAGGCCGGGCCCGACGGCAAGGCCCGCCGGAGCUACGCCGCGGCGCCGGUGUGCAAAUGGCUCGCCGCCGGGAGCAGCAGCGGCGAAGGGUCCAUGGCUCCGCUUGGGCUGCUCAACCUCGACAAGGUGUUCAUGGAGAACUGGUACUACCUGAAGGAGGCAGUGUCGGAGGGAGGGACAGCAUUCGACAAGGCGUACGGCACGUCCUUGUUCCAGUACCUGGGCCAGGACGGCAACGAGCCCUCCAACACGCUCUUCAACCAGGCCAUGGCCAGCCACUCCGUCGUCAUCACCAACAAGCUGCUCCAAUUCUUCCGCGGCUUCGACGCCGGCGCCGGCGUGGAUGUGCUCGUCGACGUCGGCGGCGGCGUCGGCGCCACGCUGCGGAUGAUCACCGCUCGCCACCCCCACCUGCGUGGCGUCAACUACGACCUUCCCCAUGUCAUCGCGCAGGCGCCGCCAGUUGAAGGUGUGGAGCAUAUCGGAGGCAGCAUGUUUGACCAUGUUCCCAGUGGAAGCGCAAUCUUGCUCAAGUGGAUUCUGCACUUGUGGGGGGACGAGGAGUGCGUGAAGAUCCUGAAGAACUGCUACAAGGCGCUGCCGGCGAAGGGGAAGGUGAUCUUGGUGGAGUAUGUGCUCCCGGCGAGCCCGGAGGCGACGCUGGCGGCGCAGGAAGCGUUCCGGCUCGACGUCAUGAUGCUGAACCGCCUCGCCGGCGGCAAGGAGAGGACGCAGCAGGAGUUCACCGACCUCGCCGUCGACGCCGGCUUCUCCGGCGACUGCAAGCCUACCUACAUCUUCACCAACGUCUGGGCUCUCGAGUUCACAAAGUAAUUUACUAUACUGCACAGCCAACAGCUAGCCGGAUGCAUGAAAGUGACGGCAUUAGUUCGUUUCCUCUUCUCAGUCUCCUCGACGAUUCAUUUGUUAGUAAUUUACAUCUAAAAUCUGUGGUACAUGUGUGUGCCUAUACGUGCAUUGAUUUCUGUUGAAGUGUUCUUUACGUGUGUAAGAGCGCCCCUCGUAUAUACAUAUGUACUCCAAAUAAACGAAGACAAUAAGACAUGCUCUCAAGCCCCACAUGUACGUGCCGUGCA
This is a messenger RNA of Oryza sativa Japonica Group (Japanese rice), 1560 nucleotides long. Its product is annotated as naringenin 7-O-methyltransferase-like. Gene Ontology annotation, molecular function: protein dimerization activity; O-methyltransferase activity; S-adenosylmethionine-dependent methyltransferase activity. Gene Ontology annotation, biological process: methylation. Lineage: Eukaryota; Viridiplantae; Streptophyta; Magnoliopsida; Poales; Poaceae. The record is from RefSeq and is a predicted model, not a curated record.